Messenger RNA from Populus euphratica (Euphrates poplar), 1846 nucleotides. RefSeq names its product UDP-glycosyltransferase 88A1-like. The transcript has a single exon. The record is from RefSeq and is a predicted model, not a curated record. Gene Ontology annotation, molecular function: UDP-glucosyltransferase activity. The coding region runs from base 160 to 1590 and encodes 476 amino acids. Lineage: Eukaryota; Viridiplantae; Streptophyta; Magnoliopsida; Malpighiales; Salicaceae.
ACUUAGGGGCAACAUCUUGUAUCUGACCCUAUUUCAUGCUCAGAUGCUGUUUGUGAGAUUAUUCCUUUCUUUUUGAAACUGCUCUACACGUUUUGCUUGCUCUCUCUCUUUCUUUCUCUCCAAGCACACACGGAGGUAUAGGAAAGGGUACGAGCAGCCAUGGAGGAGGCCAUAGUUCUGUACCCAUCACCACCUAUUGGCCAUUUGAUAUCUGUGGUGGAACUGGGGAAACUCUUAUUGACCCAAAAUCCUUCCCUUUAUAUUCACAUACUCAUCACUUCUGUGCCCUAUGAUUCUGGCUCCACUGCCCCUUACAUUGCCAACGUUGCUGCCACCAUUCCCUCGAUCAAAUUCCACCAUCUUCCUACUGUAACCCUCCCUUCUACAAAAACCACCCAUCAUGAAGAACUCACUUCUGAGGUCCUUCGCCUCAGCAAUCCUCACGUUCGUGAAGAACUAUUGUCCAUUUCCAAAAACUACACCAUUCAUGGACUUGUUGUGGACGUCUUUUGCUGUGCUGCUCUCUCUGUUGCCAAGGAACUCAAUAUCCCUGGCUACCACUUCUCCUCUUCUGGUGCUGGUGUUCUUGCUAUUUUCCUUUAUUUCCCAACCAUUCAUAACACCACCACAAAAAGUCUUAAAGAUCUAAAUUCCCUUCUUCAUAUUCCCGGUGUUCCCCCAAUUCCAUCGUCUGACAUGCCAAUACCGGUACUUGAUCGCGACGAUAAGUCCUAUGAGAACUUUUUAGAUUCCUCAAGCAGCUUUCCCGAAUCAGCAGGUAUUGUUGUAAACACUUUUGCAUCACUUGAAGCCAGAGCUGUGAAAACAUUAUCAGAGGGAUUAUGUGUACCCAAUAACCGCACACCGCCAAUUUACUGUAUCGGACCAUUGAUAGCCACUGAAGGUCCUAAAGAUGAUGCAGGCACUCGCAAUGGUACUGCGCUGGAGUGUCUAACAUGGCUGGACUCGCAACCAGUUGGAAGUGUUGUCUUUCUAUGUUUUGGUAGUUUGGGGCUGUUCUCCAAGGAACAGUUAAGAGAAAUAGCUUUCGGGUUGGAGAGAAGUGGCCACAGGUUCUUGUGGGUGGUUCGGAAUCCACCUUCUGAUAAUAAAAGCGUGGCACUCGCGGCACAUCCAAACAUUGAUUUAGACUCAUUGCUCCCUGAAGGUUUCUUGGAUCGAACCAAGGAGAGGGGACUCGUGCUGAAGUCGUGGGCUCCGCAAGUAGCAGUGCUGAACCAUCCAUCGGUAGGCGGGUUCGUAAGUCAUUGUGGAUGGAACUCGGUGCUGGAAGCAGUUUGCGCAGGUGUGCCAUUGGUGGCUUGGCCACUAUACGCAGAGCAGAGGCUCAAUAGGAUCUUCUUGGUGGAGGAAAUGAAACUUGCAUUGCCGAUGAAUGAAUCUGACAACGGAUUCGUGAGUUCGGCCGAGGUGGAGGAGCGAGUUCUAGGGUUGAUGGAGUCGGAGGAAGGUAAGUUGAUUAGGGAGCGAGCCAUAGCCAUGAAAAUUGCAGCACAAGCCGCAUUGAAUGAUGGUGGUUCUUCUCGGGUGGCGUUGUCUAAAUUUGUUGAGUCAUGGAAAGACAAAUGAUAUUAUUAUUCCAUAUGUUUAGAGGCUGGAAUCCACUAAGAAACACAAUGCACCAUAUAAGGAAAUAACCACAACUCCCUCUCAUGCGCGGUAGGUGUGAAGUUGGUGUUUAUCCUGUGAAACUAUGUCCUUCCUCAUCUCAAGUUCAUGCCAUCACCUUUGCUGGCACUUGUGCCUCCUUUGAUCGUUGGCGUCAGAGGCUGGGUCACCCGAUUUCGAAACUUUCGUCUUCUUUUUUUCGUAGUGAUAACUUACC